This is a messenger RNA of Leptomonas pyrrhocoris, 1365 nucleotides long. RefSeq names its product putative mitochondrial RNA-editing complex protein. The coding region runs from base 1 to 1365 and encodes 454 amino acids. Lineage: Eukaryota; Euglenozoa; Kinetoplastea; Trypanosomatida; Trypanosomatidae. The record is from RefSeq and is a predicted model, not a curated record. The transcript has a single exon.
AUGCGUCGUUUCACGUGCGCAGCGGCGCAGCGGCGGUGGCUCCUGCUGGGGCUCCCACGCGUCGCACGAGAGUGGUUCGGCGCACCUCAGCCGUCCCUCGUGGGCUUUACUCCGGCCAUGACGGCGACGGCACGCCUGCUGCACACCACCUCCCUUAGCCUCGCCCCCAAAGAGGCACCCUAUCAAUGCGGGGAGUGCGGGAAGACGUUCCGACUGCUCAAUGCGCUGAACCACCACAUCCUCACCCGUCACGGCAACAAAGCGAAGGCGCUCAUGAAGAAGGAUGGCGCACUGGUGGAGAUGACAGCGGAGCAGCUGAAGGGCAGCAGCCACAGCGGAGCAGCCGCCUCCCCCAUACCGGGGCUCAGCGCGGCACCGUCGUCUCCUCUCGGGGCUGCUGCGGCCGUUGGCGGUGGGGGCGGUGCGGCGGCGGCGGCGCCCGCAGGCUCCGGCUUCCCCGGCGUGUUCGGCGCUCCGUUUGGCUCGCCACCAACGUCGUCGUCCUCCCCUGCCGUUUCUGCUGCUUUCAUAGGCGCGGUGCCGGGCGUGUCUCCCACCCCCGCGGCGGGAGCGCCGGGAAGCAACGCCGACGCGGCGACCGACGCGGCGACCGACACGGCGACGGCCGACGAAGACGCGGAGAAGCGCAGCUUCGUGUGCACUAUUUGCCAAAAGACGUUUCGGCUGGAGGCGGCGCUGCAGCACCACUACCAAGCGAAGCAUAACAUGGACAUGCCCUCCAUGAUCGGCGGCAGCGGCAGCGGCAACGGCACGGCGGCGUCGUCAUCGUCGUCGGCCACGGCUGGUGGCCUCGCCGGCUUCGGAAGCGGUGCCGCCACCACGGCAGCGAACAGCUUCGGUGCCGCUGCGAUGGGCAGCGCUGCCGGAGGUGAGGCGUCCUCCUCGUCCUCCGCCAGUCUUGGCGGCAUGAGUGCGGCCCAGUACAUACGGCAGCAGGAAGGCACGCUGCCGGACGCACCGCAGUAUCACUUAGACGUCGCCCCCAACGCCCCGGAGGAGGGCGACAUCGCGGCCCACUGGCGCUGCGUCAACCUGUGCGUCUUGAUGGGCAGCGUGCGGGAGGUGGAGGACGGCUACGUCUUCCAGGACCACGUGCUGCAGUUUACCGUGGCGACCGAGUUCGCCAACCCGUCGCCGGGUGACCCGGACAUGGACUUCCACACCGUGCGCGUCUACGGCGAUGAGUUCUGGCAACCGCUGAAGGCGGAUAUCCAGGCAGGUGGCCGUUUCCUCGUGACGGGUCGCCUGCGCAUGGUGCCGCAGUACGACACCGUCAUGAAGAAGUACUACCACUACCCCGUCAUUCAGGUGUUCCCUGGCACGGGAAACGUGGUGCGCGCUUGA